Micropterus salmoides (largemouth bass) is the source of this 1597-nucleotide messenger RNA. RefSeq lists its product as uncharacterized. Gene Ontology annotation, biological process: response to bacterium. Bases 1 to 1065 code for a protein of 354 amino acids. The record is from RefSeq and is a predicted model, not a curated record. NCBI's taxonomy places the organism in Eukaryota, Metazoa, Chordata, Actinopteri, Centrarchiformes, Centrarchidae. The transcript is spliced from 5 exons.
AUGACAUCUCCAAAGUUUGUUUUCUACCUGACAUGUUUAUUCUUGGUGAAGAAGGCUCCGCUGGUUGAACUGAAAUUGUCUUCGUCUCAGCAUCAAGCAACUGUUUUUUUAUCAGUUAAAGCAGGAGAAAAGUUGACUUUACAAUGUUCUUAUGACGUUGACAUUCCAGCAAGGAUUUACUGGUACAAACAAGUUCUGGGACAGAAACCAAGGUGCAUCUCUGCCUUCAGUGUGUUUAAUAAAAAUCACUCUUUUUAUGAUGAGUUCAAGAACGAUAAGCGCUUCACACUGCAAACUGGCAAUGGUAAAUACCACUUGAAUAUCUUAGAUUUACACAUUUCAGACUCAGCCACUUACUUCUGUGUGAGUAGUAAAUCACACAAAUUUGAAUUUGCAGAGGGCACUACUGUCAGUGUAAAGGGUUCAGGUUUGACCGUCCCAGUUUCGGUCCAUCAGUCAGCAUCUGAGCCCAUCCAGCCAGGAGGCUCUGUGACUCUGAACUGUACAGUACAAACUGGGACCUGUGAUGGAGAACACAGUGUUUACUGGUUCAAAAACUAUGAAGAAUCUCAUCCAGGACUCAUUUACACCCAUGGAGGCAGGAACGAUCAGUGUGAGAGGAAUUCCAGCACACAAACACACACCUGUGUCUACAACUUGCCAUUGAAGAGCCUGAAUCUUUCUCAUGCUGGGACCUACUACUGUGCUGUUGCCUCAUGUGGACACAUACUGUUUGGAAACGGGACCAAGCUGGACAUUGAGCAUGAGGUGGACUAUCUUGCCUCGGUGUAUUUCUUGAGUGGAGUUUUGGCAUUCAUAGCCGUCCAGUUGAUUUUACUGGCAGUCUUAGUGUACAAAAUGAACAGAAGAGAGAUGAACAGUUUCCAAUCUGCAGAACCAGAGUUUCAAGCAAGAUUUUCACCUCCCUCCACAACUGAAGAUGAGAGUUACAGAGAAGCCGACAACCUCCAUUAUGCAGCUAUCAGUGUUAACCUGCCCAAGAGAUCAAGAAGACAGACAAACAACACCAAGGAUGAAUGUGUGUACUCCACUGUCAAGAAGUAGAACUGGACAUGUGUAAUUUUUACUUUUUAGGUAAAACUGGAUUAUUUACAAUUCUUUCAAAGAGUAAUGUCGAUUUAGAUGUACAUCUUGAGAUAAAUGAUCUUUUUCUAUCAUAUUUGGUGUGGUGAUGGCGCAUAGAUAAGAUGCUUGCCUUUGGUGUGGGAGACCUGGAUUCGAUUCCCACUUGUGUCCCUGAGCAAGACACUUUACCCCUAGUUUCUCCAGAGGUGUGCAACCUCUGACAUGCAUAGCAAUUGUAAGUUGCUUUGGAUAAAAGUGUCAGCUAAAUGAGUUAAUGUAAUAUUUGUGGUCUGCAGACAUGAUAUCUCUAAACUUAAGUUCAAUUGCUGCCUUAAAAAUGUGAGUAAACUCAACUUUAAGAAAAGCUUUGUUUCAACCCAUGAUGUUACGUUAUACAAUUUGUUUAAUUAAUGAUAAUUUGUUGUUUGAACUUAAUACUGUGAGUUAAAACAACUAUCUAUAUUACAUUGUCCAUUCAAGGAAACUUGCUUUCACUUGUCUAACAAACAUA